AAUGUCGUUAUCCUCAGUGUAAUUGUCAGAUGAUCAGUUUUGUGUUCUGUUAGUGAGUCUCACCUUUUGGUUUAUUAUAUAGAAAGGUUCAAUUGUUGGGUUAUGUUCUGUUUUGUUUGCUUAUUUGCAUGUCUCAGCUUGGAUCUACCUCUUUACGGCUAACACACACAAGGACAUUUUUUACGAGAGGUUGCAGGAACAAGGUUCUUUCUGGCAAGACUAUUUCAUACGUUACAAUAACCUAAACAUGGGAAGAACUCCUGGGAAGAGCUUAUAGGUCGCUGCCACUACAGCAAUUUUAAGUGAAGUAAUUACAUCCACUUUCAUUUUCUGGCCAGAGCGUGACACAAUAGUUGUUGGACCCCACACAAGAAGGUUUACCACAGAGAUUAUACUCAGAUGACAAAGCUGCAAAACUCCCCAACCAGACCCAUUGGAAGAUUUUGUUCUUGCAGGGCAGGGAGGAUGAAAUGAUCUGCCUCUCCUUGAAGAGUAGCCUGUAGAUCCCCUGUUUUUUCUGCAGAACCCUGCUCUCUCAGCUGUUUCCUCUCAAUAAUUAGACCCACCUGUGAUAAUUCUACUAAUCAUCCUCUGGAAGAUUUGGUGAGAAAUGUGACGUGAAAACAAAAAUAAACUGAAUGUCCAUCUUUUCUUGAAGACAAAAACAGAAAAAGGUCUGGAUACAAAGAAAACCAAAAGCUGAAGGCUCUGGUUUGACGCAAUCGUGAUGACGUCUUACGUACAACGUAUAUUAAGCGUUGGGGAAGACGCACCAAGUCAGACGGACGGUCACGGACCAAGGUUCUGAGACGAAUCAGAAAAGGCGUUUUUCUUUCACUGACAGAACCUACAACACGAUGGAGAACGGACAAGUGGAAAAGCUGGUGAACGAUACCAGCAACGGUACCAAGCACCUGGACUCCAAUUUGAACUUGGAUUCAAAGAGCAUGAAGGACACGGUGGAGUUCAGACUGAUGAUGGCCUAUCCUCAGAGGAGAAGGCCGAGGACGGAGAAGGAGAACGGCCCUGUCAUUAAGGACCAAAGCCCAGGCUUGGACCAAGAACCACCUCAGACACCAGAGAAGACUGAAAAAGAGGAGGGAGGGAAGAAAAAGAGGAAAAACAAGACCAUUAGGAGGCAUCUGAAGUCCAUCCUCAGGUGUGUCCGGCCUCAGACAGAUGAUGCAGAACCGACACCGACGCCAGCUAUGAACCGCAUCGAUCCCGGCUUCCGAUGUCUUCAACACCCGGUCAAAGAUGAGGAUGAGAUUGAGGAUGAGAUGAGGGAGUUGGCGGACCAAGUGAUCAGGGUCGUCAACGAAAUUCAGUUCACUUCAGUUCGAAAUUCGGAAGUGGAGCUGGAUUCGGGUCCGGAUUCGCGUCCGGAUUCGGUUCCGCUAGACGAUGAUUUGGAGAAGGUGAUUGGUUUGCUGCUGCGGGAGGACGGAGACCGACUGAACGAGAAGUUUGAUCUUGCCCACAUAGCGACAGAGCUUUUCUACGACUACAACUUCUUCAGGAGGCUCCUCAACACUUUCCUUGUGAGGAUAGGUUUCAGGAGUGUAAGCCCUGAUUCCCUGGAACCCCAGGCAGCCAACAGGACCCAGAUCGCUGCCACCUGUGAGAUAACGAGUCGUCUGUCCUCUGUGGCGGCGCUGCCCAAGAACCGGUUACUUCAACACGGAGCUCAAUAUCUGCAGGAAUAUUAUUCUGCAUGGGCUCAGGAGCAAGGCGGAUAUGAGGCGGUCUUUCACGAUGAGGAGGAAGUUGACUGACAUGCAGCAAUGCGACAAGAAGAAAUAUCUGACUCAGGACAUUCAUUUCUUGACAAACAUUCAUUAUUGUACAGGGAGCAUUAAACCCCUUCCUAUGUUUACAAAUGUGAACCAUCAGGUUCUCCGCUGAGACCAAACCGAUAGAGGAAAUUAUUUUUGCACAAAUGUAAUGAGAAAGCAGUUGAUUUGUUUUUUUUGUACCAACUAAAGGAAUUGUACCAACUAAAGGAAUUGAGAUAUAAAUAUUUUUGUAGUUUUUGACACAAUAAAUCUCCCACAUUUGCACUUUAAAAAAAAAGAA
Messenger RNA from Fundulus heteroclitus (mummichog), 2076 nucleotides. Its product is annotated as apoptosis facilitator Bcl-2-like protein 14. Lineage: Eukaryota; Metazoa; Chordata; Actinopteri; Cyprinodontiformes; Fundulidae. The record is from RefSeq and is a predicted model, not a curated record. Gene Ontology annotation, biological process: regulation of apoptotic process. The transcript has 8 exons. Bases 858 to 1775 code for a protein of 305 amino acids.